UGAAGACGAAACAAAUCAUCGACCACCAUAUUCCAUAGAACAUAAGUUAAUUUGAAACAAAUUUCAUUAUUCUCUGCCAAUACAUCAUUGUUAAACAUUUAUUGAUGAUUACAUGCACGUUUUUUAAUAAUAAAAUAAGUUAUUAUACAUGACACUAUACAAUCAAUCAUUAUUUAGGGAAAUCCUACAGUUUGAGUGUCGUAACGGAUGAAUAGGCACGAAUCGAUUGAUUACAUUUCCUAUGCAUUUUAUUAAGAAUGAACUGGAAUCCUUGUUGAUUUAUGCAACAGAUGCUGCAUUCAACUGGACAAAACUCAACAAAUCAAUGUCAACAUCAACACAAUUGAAUUGAAUUGAAUUGAAUGAUUUUGUUGAUUUUUUUCUUUCGAAGCACUUGUUACACUACGGUUUCAGGUUUCCAUAUGCAAACACGUUAUCUUUUCGUUUUUACAAUUUUUUUACAAUUCAAGUGUCUAUGAAAGCUGACAAAAAAUGUUAACCAUAAGCGAUAAACUUUUUUGCUAUUGCCAUAAAAUGAAAAUCAUAAAUUUUGAUAAAUAAUUUUGUGGUCGCAAUAAGUGAAUUUCGUUGCCACACUCACACAUUGAUUGGUAGAGUGUAGGGAUAAAGUUUCAUUUUUUUCCUGUUGCAAAUCAUCAUCAUCAUCAUCAUAACCAUAAAAUCAACAAAUCAGAAUUGCCUCUUUCUUCAUUCAUUCAUCAUCGUCAUCAGAGAAUCGUACAAAAUGAAUGCCAACAAUAAUCGACAUUAUUAUCCAUUGGAUAAAUGGCAUCUAAUCAAAAUUGUAUUCAUACUGCACGGAAUAUCAGCUCUAUUACCAUGGAAUAUGCUCAUCAACGCAGACAGUUAUUUUGUCGAUUACAAAUUAGUUCGGCCAAAUCAAACGACAACAGCGCCGUUUUCGUUGGACAAUGUUGAUGCUGGAUUGAAUAUAACGGAAAUUAUUCAUUCGGAUUUAUUGGAAAAUUAUCGACAAAAUUUUCUACCAUAUCUAAGUACAGCAUCAAAAGUGCCAAACAUUAUCUUUCAAUUGGUCAAUCUAUUGUUUAGUUCAAGUCCGCGAUCGUAUCGAAUUCGAAUGAAUGUGUCAUUCUUGGUGCAGAUUGCUUUGUUCAUCAUAAUGAUUGGAUUGGCUUUCAUCGAUACAAGUGAAUGGCCGGUAGUGUUUUUCUGGAUCACAAUGAUCAUUGCCGUUCUAUUCAAUACGGUCAAUGGAAUCUUUCAAAGUUGUAUAUAUGGGUUUGUGGCCAAAUUUCCAAUGAAAUAUAUCAACUUUGUCACUUUUGGAUUCAGCUUUAGCGGCACCAUUGCAUCCAUCUUCCUGAUUGUCUCGUUAAUGUUAUCACCUCAUCCAAGAACGGUUGCAUUGUACUAUUUUUCUUUUGCAACCGCAUUCAUGAUUCUCUGCUAUGUCAAUGAAAUAUUUCUCACCAAAAACCGUUUCUUUAGGUAUUAUUUCUAUGGACACGCAAAUCAAAAAUUAGCAGCCCACGAUAAUCCAUUACAAGUACAGGCCAAGAACGGAGAUUUGCAAAUGGACAAUGUCAACAACAUUAUUCAACAUGAAAAUGAGAAAAAUGAGAAAAUGACAAUCAAAACAUUCAAAUUGGUGUGGAACAAAUGCUGGAUUCAGCUGAUGAACUCGGUUCUCAUCUACUUUUCAACGUUUGUCAUAUUUCCGGCCAUCCAAGCGGCAAUCAAACCACUUGAUUCGAUCGUCGAACAAAAAUUCUUUGCACCUGUGUUUUGUUUUCUAUUUUUCAAUACGUUCGCUUCCAUCGGUAACUAUGUGGCCGAAAGGAUACGUAGACCAGAACCAGCUGGUCUUAUAUAUCUGGUUGCCAUUCGAUUUCUGUUCAUACCAUUCUUUCUGUUUUGCAACUAUAUUCCUGAUCGACGAACAUGGCCAGUAUUGAUCCAAAGUGAUUAUGUUUACAUUCUUGGCUCGGCAUCACUAGCAUUCUCCAAUGGUUAUGCAUCUAGUCUAGCAAUGAUGUAUGCACCGAAAUGUGUGCCGCAACAAUAUGCUCCCAUCAGUGGAAUGAUGGCUUCAGCAGCCGUCAUCAUCGGCAUCAUAAUUGGAGUUCAAUGUUCCAUGCUGUUUCAAGCAUUAAUAACAUGAACAACUAUUUUUCAAUAAUAAACUUGGACAUAGACAUAUUCAAUGAUAUUUAAUUUUGCAAUUUUCGAUAAUAAAAAAGAAAUUUGAUUUGA
Molecule: messenger RNA, 2235 nt
Organism: Dermatophagoides farinae (American house dust mite)
Lineage: Eukaryota; Metazoa; Arthropoda; Arachnida; Sarcoptiformes; Pyroglyphidae
Product: equilibrative nucleoside transporter 3
Biological process (GO): nucleoside transmembrane transport
Cellular component (GO): plasma membrane
Molecular function (GO): nucleoside transmembrane transporter activity
Source: RefSeq, a predicted model, not a curated record